UGACUCAAUAGUCAUCUGACUCGAAGGCCCACCCUGUUCAUCGCCGCGCGGCUGCAGGCGGAACUUGAUGAGGUUCUUUAAUGGAAAUGACCUGAAACAGCCAGGUUUUUGAUCAGGAACACGAACGUUCUCCUGUCCGUCAUCGUUCCCGCGCACGUGGACGGACGACCGGCGUCCAGGAAGCUUUGAUCAGUGCCGUCUCCCGCGCUAGCUAGCUGCUGUGUCACUUCCUCAGCAGGUUUCAGAGGAGGAGGAACUCUGGUCAUCCCAUCAUGGCUUCCAUCCUGGACGAGUACGAAGACUCGCAGAACAUCCUGCAGAGCUCGCAGCAACACGGCCGGCUGGCGAGCGUCAACAUCGGGAUAACGCACUCAGGCUUCGUGAAUGCAAGACUCGAGGAGGAGAAGCCGAUCUUCAACAAACAGAGGAUUGAUUUCACCCCCCCUGAGAAGAUCAAUCACCUGGCUGUGUGCAACAACCAGCUGUGCAUGAGUCUGGGGAGGGAAACCCUGCUCAGAAUCGACUUGGCCAAACCAGACCAGCCUAACCAGACAGAGUUAGGAAGGAAAGAUGACAGCAGAGUGCACAAGUUGUUCUUGGAUCCCACAGGCUCCCACCUGCUGAUCAGUCUGAGCAACAGCGAGUGCCUGUACCUCAACAGGAACACCCAGAAGGUGCGCAGUCUGUCCCGCUGGAGAGGCCACCUCAUUGAAAGUGUGGGCUGGAACAAACUGCUGGGCAAUGAGACCAGCACCGGACCCAUUUUAGUGGGCACCAACCAAGGUGUCAUCUUUGAGGGGGAGAUUUCUGCAAACGAGGGCAGCCUGUUCAACACCAACCCUGACCAGUACUUCAGACAGGUCCACUCUCUGGAAGAAGAUGGCAGGCCUGUGCCAGUCUGCUGCUUGGAGAUAGAACGAGGUCUAGAGAAUAAGUACUUCAUCAUAGCCACCACACGCAAACGUCUGUUCCAGUUUGUGGGGAAGGUGGCAGAGGGUUCUGAGCAGCAAGGCUUCAGCUCCAUCUUCAGUCAGAACCAGGACCUGCUGCCCAGUUUUCAGGAGUUCCCUGCCAACAUGGGGUACAGUGAAAUCACCUUCUACACCUCCAAGCUUCGGACCUCUCCCAAAGCAUUUGCAUGGAUGAUGGGUAACGGAGUUCUGUAUGGUCAGCUGGAUUAUGUCAGACCAGAUUCCCUACUGAGUGAUGUAAAGGUUUGGGAAUACACUCCAGAUGUUGACCUGAGCCAAAACAAACCCAUCUCCAUCGUCCUGACUCAGUUCCACUUCCUGCUUCUUUUUUAUGACCGGGUUAAGGCCAUCUGCAUUCUGAAUGGACAGGUGGUGCAUGAAGAUGUGUUCCCAGAUAAAUUUGGUUCCCUCAAGCGAAUGAUCAAAGACCCAGUGGGAGGACUCGUGUGGAUCUACACCGAGCGGGCAGUUUUCCGUUAUCACAUCCAGCGAGAAGCCAGGGACGUCUGGCAAAUGUACAUGAACAUGAACAAGUUCGACCUGGCCAAGGAGUACUGCCGCGACCGGCCUGAGUGUUUGGACAUGGUUCUGGCUAAGGAGGCAGAGUACUGCUUUCAGAACAAGAGAUACUUGGAGAGUGCCAAGUGCUAUGCAAUGACACAGAACUAUUUUGAGGAGAUAGCACUCAAAUUCAUUGAAGCCAAGCAGGAGGAGGCCUUGAAGGAGUUCUUACUAAAAAAACUGAGUAAUUUAAAACUGAGUGAGAGGACACAGGUAACUCUGCUAGUCACCUGGCUGGCAGAACUCUACCUGAACCGCCUUGGGCAGCUGGAGAGUGAUGGCAACAGUAGUGAAUUCCUGGAAACUCGUGAAGAAUUUCGCCAGUUUUUGAACAACUCCAAGCACAAGGAGUGUCUGUUUAACAACCGCAGUACCAUCUACGACCUGCUGGCCAGCCAUGGCAACGUGGACGAUAUGGUUUACUUCUCAGUGGUCAUGCAAGACUAUGAGAGAGUGAUAUCGCACCACUGCCAGCAUGACAACUACAGUGCUGCACUGGAUGUGCUCGCCAAGCACUGCGAUGAAAAGCUGUUCUACAAGUUCUCCCCAGUCCUCAUGCAGCACAUCCCAAAGAAUGUGGUGAACGCGUGGAUACAGAUGGGCAAGAAGCUGGACCCAAAGAAGCUCAUCCCAGCGCUGAUGAACUACAGCCAGAUGGGGAGCACACAGCAGAUUAGUGAAACCAUCCGCUACAUGGAGUUCUGCGUGUAUGAGCUGAAUGUGACGGAAGAGGCCAUCCAUAACUAUCUGCUCUCGCUCUAUGCAAAGUACAAACCAGACUCUCUUCUGUGCUACCUGGAACAGGCAGGUACGCACACCUCAGAGAUUCACUAUGACCUGAAGUAUGCUCUUCGCCUGUGUGCGGAGCACGGCUACCACCGGGCCUGCGUGCUCAUUUACAGGAUCAUGGAGCUGCAUGAGGAAGCUGUGGAUCUGGCUCUACAAGUGGAUGUCGACUUAGCCAAGUCGUGCGCUGAUCUUCCUGAGGAUGAUGAGGAGAUGAGGAAGAAGCUCUGGUUGAAGAUAGCUAGGCAUGUGGUGCAGGAGGAGAAGGAUGUGAAGAAAGCCAUGAACUGUCUCUCCAGCUGCAACUUGCUAAAGAUUGAAGACAUCCUGCCUUUCUUUCCAGACUUCGUCACUAUCGACCACUUCAAGGAGGCCAUCUGCAGCUCCCUGGAGGAGUACAACCACCACAUUGAAGAGCUGAAGCAAGAGAUGGAGGAGGCCACAGAGAGCGCCAGACGAAUCAGAGGAGACAUUCAGGAAAUGAGGAACAAAUAUGGAGUGGUGGAUUCCCAGGAAAAGUGUGCUGCUUGUGACUUCCCGCUCCUCAACAGAUCCUUCUACCUGUUCCUGUGUGGACACAUGUUCCAUUACGACUGCCUGCUGCAGGAAGUGACGCCUCACUUGUCAGUAUACAAACACAGCCGUCUGGAGGAGCUGCAGAAGAAGCUUUCUGCAACAACACAGUCCAGCAAAUCUCGCCACAGACCCGCAGCCAAAGAGGAAGGAGACACCGUCAGCCUGGGAAAGGGCAGUGUGGCCACAACCCGCGAGCAAAUCAUUUCAGACAUCGAUGACAUUGUUGCUUCCGAGUGUGCAUACUGUGGAGAGCUGAUGAUCAAAUCCAUCGACAAGCCUUUCAUUGACUCUCACAGAUUUGAGGAGGAGAAAUCCAGCUGGCUCUGAACACUAACAUUUGUGAACAUUUGUCAAAAGAGACAACCUUCAGUGACCAAAAGCUGAAAUUUACUGUGAGAGGAUUAGAUAUAGAAUUUCUAGAGCCGCCUGCAUACAUUUUUGCUUAGCUCCAUUAGGUUAUUGUUUGUCAAACGAAUCAACAUUGAACAAGAUUGUGUUUGUAGAUGAAUGGAUGAAGGACACAAUAAGUACAAAUAUAAUCAAAGUCAUUGUCCAAAA
Messenger RNA from Oryzias melastigma (Indian medaka), 3452 nucleotides. RefSeq names its product VPS18 core subunit of CORVET and HOPS complexes (gene vps18). The transcript has 9 exons. Gene Ontology annotation, biological process: lysosome organization; endosome to lysosome transport; endosome organization. Gene Ontology annotation, molecular function: protein-macromolecule adaptor activity. Gene Ontology annotation, cellular component: endosome; HOPS complex. Bases 273 to 3221 code for a protein of 982 amino acids. NCBI's taxonomy places the organism in Eukaryota, Metazoa, Chordata, Actinopteri, Beloniformes, Adrianichthyidae. The record is from RefSeq and is a predicted model, not a curated record.